AUUCAGUAUCUUUUGAUGGCAGAUGGGGGCAGCACUGACUCUCUUUGGUUCUGCUCACCCAUCCGUGAAGUGAAGAAUGAAAUGUCAAAAGUUGGAGAUGCACAUCACUGCUUCAGACUCCGAGGAUGUUCCUUUGAACACGAACAUUGCAAUAGUUGCCGUUUCUCUUGGUGCCCCGACUGCAUCGAUAUGAAGCCUGUGAACAAAAAGGGGGAGUCUAAUAUUGAACGGGAGUGUUCUUCAGAGACCCCUGGUAAAAAAUUCAGCUGUAAACUGUGUGGCAAGGAGUUCAGCCGCAGCACACAUCUGGCGUGUCACAUGCGAAUACACACGGGAGAGGCUCCGUUCAUUUGUGAACUCUGUGGGAGAGGGUUUCGUCGUGCAGAAUGGCUUAAAAUGCACAACACCAUCCACACAGGUCAAAAACGAAAGAGCGUGAAGAGCUUCAGUUGCGAUCAGUGUGGGAAGAAGUUUUGUGGCUCCACUGCACUCCAAAGUCAUUUGUAUAAACACAGUGGCGAGAGGCCAUUCGCCUGCGCUUACUGCGACAAGACGUUCUUCAGUCAGACCAAUCUUAAUCGCCACCACACCGAUUCUCAUUCUGGAAAACAGUUCUGUUGCCCCAUGUGUGGAAUCGGAUUCUCACGCCGCUCGACGCUGCAGAAACACAUGCGGAUUCACACGGGAGAGAGGCCUUUCUCCUGUCCAGACUGUGGAAAGACUUUCCCUUAUAAAUACUCCUUGAAUAUGCAUUGUAAACGUCACUCAGCCAAAAGUUGAUGAGUGACUGAGUGAUGCACAUUCAUGUGUCGCGUGAAUUUAUGAUAGUCUACUGUUUAUUUUUAUUUGUUUUUUUAGCUACAUCCUUCUUAUAUUGACUGUUUGUAUCUGCGUGAUGCCAAUAAAGAGCAUUAUCACA
Ctenopharyngodon idella (grass carp) is the source of this 919-nucleotide messenger RNA. Its product is annotated as oocyte zinc finger protein XlCOF15. Gene Ontology annotation, cellular component: nucleus. Bases 16 to 780 code for a protein of 254 amino acids. NCBI's taxonomy places the organism in Eukaryota, Metazoa, Chordata, Actinopteri, Cypriniformes, Xenocyprididae. The transcript is spliced from 2 exons. The record is from RefSeq and is a predicted model, not a curated record. Gene Ontology annotation, biological process: regulation of transcription by RNA polymerase II. Gene Ontology annotation, molecular function: sequence-specific DNA binding; DNA-binding transcription factor activity, RNA polymerase II-specific.